UUUUUUUAAAAGAUCAUUAAAAAAAAAAAAUGAAAUUUUUGAAAUUAUUCAUCUUAAUAAUACAUUUAUUAUUAAUACCAUCGGUAGUAUUAUCAAAAAGAAGAUGUAAACAACGUUGGAAUAUUCCUAACGAUGAAACAGCAACAAUAACGUUUGAUUCCGAAUCAUUAUCGGGUCAUUUCAUCCUUUACGAUGAUUUACAUAAAAGUGGAACGCAAAUAAAAGGAUUAUUUGAAAGAGGAUUAGUUAGACAAAGAUGGUUACCACCUAAUUAUACAUAUAAAUUCAUAGCAUUUAUGAAAUCCACAUGUAAGGAUUUAACGGAUAACGUAUUUUAUCAAAUUGAUGUUACAGAUAGUUUUGUACCUAGAAGAAAAGGUUUAAUUAAUGAAAGAGGUGGUAUGAAUAAAAUGAUUAAAUCUACAAUGUUAUCUUGGUAUUGGGGACCUAAUGUUGAUAUUGCCAUUGUCGCUUAUGAAAAUCAAGCAAAUAUAAAACAGAGAGAAGUUUGGAAAAAAAUUUCCUGUACCGAGGUUGUGAGCAAACCUGAUACAUUAUCGAAUAUUCUAGGCGAUGAUGCUAUGGACGACGAUGAUGACUAAAAUAAAUUUACUUUUAUUAUUGGUUUAAAUUUCAAGAAAAACAACAUUUUAAUAACAUUUUUAUGCAACAAAUUUUUGUAUAUAAUUAAGUAUGAAAAAAUCAAAAGGUUUCAUAAUAUAAAAAUAAACGAUUUGCCGCAGAAAAUAAAAAUAUUUUUAUU
This is a messenger RNA of Rhizophagus irregularis DAOM 181602=DAOM 197198, 763 nucleotides long. RefSeq lists its product as uncharacterized. NCBI's taxonomy places the organism in Eukaryota, Fungi, Glomeromycota, Glomeromycetes, Glomerales, Glomeraceae. The record is from RefSeq and is a predicted model, not a curated record.